This is a messenger RNA of Acanthaster planci (crown-of-thorns starfish), 4896 nucleotides long. Its product is annotated as gelsolin-like protein 2. Gene Ontology annotation, molecular function: actin filament binding. NCBI's taxonomy places the organism in Eukaryota, Metazoa, Echinodermata, Asteroidea, Valvatida, Acanthasteridae. The record is from RefSeq and is a predicted model, not a curated record. Gene Ontology annotation, cellular component: cytoplasm; actin cytoskeleton. Gene Ontology annotation, biological process: actin polymerization or depolymerization.
UCCUCAGCUGCGGUGCUACCAACUGUUACUCGUUCAUCAUGCAUUGAGCAUCGAACGGGAUUUACGUAACGCAGGACAGACUAUUUGCGUGUACCAACUUCAACGGUCUCUACUAGUGAACGUGGCCGUUGUUGCGUGUGCCUGGACGUUUGGGGCGGAAAACUUCAUUUUCAAGUGAUUGGUGUCCCUUUCUGAGGUUUCUUAAUCAGUAGCUGAGUUCUUGACCAUCAAGAUGCCUGGAGGUUUAGUGAAAGCCAAGAAGUAUGACUGGAAGGACUCUAACCUGGCCCUGUUUGGCUCAGACACAGAGAAGAAAGUCAAGAAGGAGUCUGCUGAGACUGAGCCAGCUUGGAAGGGAGCAGGCCAGCAGGUUGGCCUCCAGAUCUGGCGCAUCAAUAAGUUCAAGGUGGAGCACUGGCCGAAGGAGGAGUAUGGCAAAUUCUUCAAUGGUGACUCCUACAUCAUCCUCAACACUUAUAAAGAAAAAGACAGCGAGGAGCUGAAUUAUGAUCUACAUUUUUGGAUUGGCUCCAAGUCAACAGCGGAUGAGUAUGGGACUGCUGCCUACAAAACAGUAGAGCUGGAUACCUUGUUGGAUGAUAAGCCUGUUCAACACCGUGAGGUUGAGAAACAUGAGUCAAGCAUGUUUAAGGGAUACUUCAAAAGCUUUACAACCAUGAAUGGUGGAGUGGACUCUGGCUUUAAAACAGUCAAACCUGAGGAGUACAAACCACGCUUGCUGAAGGUCUCAGGAGUGAGGAAAAAUGUUACCGUUACCGAGGUGCCUUACUGCCGGUCCCAGGUCACGGAAGAUGAUGUUUACAUCAUUGACAAGGGGAACAAGCUGUACCUGUACUGUGGUUCAUCAUGCAACAUGAUGGAGAAACAUAGGGGCUCGGAGGAGGUCCAGAAGAUCAAGAGCACUCGUGGUAGGGCAAGCCAUGAGGUUGUUGAAAGCCUUGGUCACAGCUGUUUCCUUGACUUUGAUGAGACUCCUGUAGAGGAAGAUGAAGCUGAUGAUGAACCUGACGGCAGUGAACCUUCAAUGUUCAAGUUGUCUGAUAACUCUGGACAGCUGGAGUUUACUUCAGUUUCAAAUGAGGGAACACUGAGCAGAAGCAACCUGUCACCCGAUGAUGUCUUUAUUCUUGACACAACAAAAGAAUGUUUUGUCUGGAUUGGUUCAGGAGCCAGUGUUGCAGAGACACAAAAUGGCAUGAGUUAUGCACAUAACUAUCUGAAUAACACGUCUCACCCACUUAUUACAGUCAGCAUCAUCAAGCAAGGCAAGGAGACUCGGGCAUUCAUGCAAGCCACUGUAGCCUAAAAAGCAGAAACCAUUUGUUGUUAGUAUUACCACAAUGGCUUUCACCUGUCACCUGGUUCAAAGCAGUGUAUGGUCCAUUCUAUAAACUUCUCAACAAAGUUGUGGUGGUUUAUACUCACUACGUGCACAGCAACAUACAUGUACCUCAAACCCCCAAACCUAUCACUCUUUAUCUAAAUAAUGGAAGUAGUGUCCAAAUAUUAGCAUGUUUUGUCAGCCUUAGGACCUAUAAUGAUAUUUUUCUGCUUGCUGAAAAGGUUCGAAUUGGUUCAGUUUUUCAUGUGUAGAAACUGUCGCUAUGAUCAUAAACUGGUAAUUUUACUUAUGUCAUUGUGUACAUGUACAUGAAGUCAUAGUUUCUCCACUGUUCUUGCACUUGACUCUUAACUCACAUUAAUUAUAGUUGAAAAUUUCUGAUUGAGAUAUGUUAAUACUCUACAUUGAAGUAAAUGUUCAAGAUACAGACAUGCCUAUUUCUUGAAAUACUUGCAAAGAUGAUAAAAAUAACUGUUUGUUAAUCUAUGAGAAUUUUUGUUAAGAUUUUUUAUCAGUAGUCAAGCCUGGAGAACAGCUUAUCUUUGAGUUUAUCUUGGACAGCCGUUAGUGAUAACUGAAAUGCUAAACACAUACCUGUAUUGUAUGCUACACAUCUCUCUGACCUGAUACAUAAAACCAUGUCUUAAUUACCUGGCUUCAGCAGACAAUAAUACAUGUGAAUUAGGAAGUUACUGUCUAGUAGCUAGAGUUACUGUACGAGUACAACUGUUCUCCAUGUGUCUUAAUCUAAGCCAUCUUCAAGCAGUUCAGACAUCAGCAGACAAUAAUAUGUAUAACCUAGGAAGCUAUUGGUUGGUAGCUUCAACCAUUUCCCAUGUGUCUUAAUCUAUUAAAGCCAUCACUAAGCAAUUCAGACAUCAGCAGACAAUAACAUGUAUGACCUAGGAAGCUAUUGGCUUGUACCCCCAUGUGCAACCAUUUCCCAUGUGUCUUUAUCUGAGCUGUAGCCAAACAGUUUAGACAUCAACAGACAAUAACAUGUAUGACUUUAAAAGCUCUUGACUAGUAGCUUCAACUAUUUCCCAUGUGUCUUAAUCUAAGCUGUAGUCAAGCAAUUCAGACACACGAUAGACUUUAUGAUUAGGGUUACCUGAUCAGAAUAGUCUGGUGCUUAGGCCGUAGUGGUUUAAUGGUCAAUGAUUCAGGGAACCUUCAAAAAGUGCUGCAGCAUGAAAACAGAAUUAUAAGCUCAAAGUAAAUGUAUGGGGCAGUAUGCGUUGCUUGUGAGAGUGAAUAUGAUGUCCCCUUCAUUCCCACCUUCUCAUUUAAGUAGCAAUUAGUGGCACCUAAUAUUAAUUCCCAGUGCUACACAUUGCUGAUAAGUCACCUUUGAGAGGGUGGCUUUAUUGUAGUUCUUGUCAAAAUUCACUUGCAGCCGUGAGCAUAAAAACCAUGGAUCAUGAUGAAGUAGUUAUGCUAUCUUGAUUACAUUUAUGCAAAAACCAGAUUAAGAAGAAUCAUAUAUAUUGACAAUGAAUUAAAUAUAUGCCUAAGGUAUUUGCAUAUGUAAAUGAAAGACUAAUGAUAUGAAUCUGAGAUUUUAUGAAAUGUUAGACUUCUGUUGAAGUUCUGAUAUACCUGUCAUAAGAGUUUCAGAUUUGCAAAUAAGUUUUUAAUUGACAGAAAUAAAAACCUGUGAAAGCUUUCAGAACAAAAUUUUGUUGCUGUAAUUGUAAUAUCAUAUCAGAUAUUCCCAUAACAAAUGAAAGUGUUUUUAUUUUUUCCCCAAAUUAAAGUUUCUUGUAAAUAAAAGAUCUUAAUUGAAUUUGCUUGAAUAUAAACACUACACCCAUAUCUUUCAAUAGUGCAAAGAACACUAAUUAUAAAUUUAGCAUAUCAACCUUUCUUUCGUAAUACUUCAUGUAGUGAGUCAUUUUAUUUAGUAGUUUUUCUUCCAGAUAUAGAAUAGUUCGGUGGCAGCUAUUAGAUGUAAUGUGUCCUUUUGUUCUGAUGUAUUAUUGAUUAUGUGAGUUUAAGAUGCUUACAUGUUCUUCCUUUUUGCAACUUUUCACUCUGCCUGUUGGAAGGUUGUCUCAUCUAAUUGCCAAUAAACAGUUGAAACCUUGCUUAAAAUGUAAAGGAAAUCAAGAAAAUGUCCAAAUGUUGGGAACAACAUCUUCUUUGCUUUUGAGCUUUGGUUAAUGAAAUGACAGUAUCUGCAGUUAUUUCUAAGGAAUGAAAUCCUGCAUUUUGUAAUGACAAGUGUCCAGUGAUUUUUUAAAUACAUGUGUAGUCCCUUCGGCUGUUACUCUUGCUGUUGUUUAUCUUUCUAGUUAGGUGGAUAGAAGAAACCAGACCAAUAAUACUGUCACAGUCUUUCAUCAUUCCAUGAAAUUUGUAUCAUUCCAUUGAUGCAUUCCCGUAGCAAAAUUGGAUUAUACAUUCAUACGUACUUUUGGAAAGAUGAUUUUAUUUUGCUAUCAUUUGAAAACGUUCUUCCUCUUAAUGUUUUCUUCUUGAGAAUUCUUUGACCAAGUCUGCUGACAUCUUUAAAUAUGGACAUUUAUCAUUUGAUAUGAACUAGUCAUAAGGUUUUAUGGAAUGGUGCUUAUUUAAGGGAAUGUUAAUUUUCAGCAGUUACAUUUAUGUGACCUAGAAGUGGAGUGUAGUAUGCAAGACCCCAGUCUUCAUUUGAUAUUCUUGUCAAGAUUUGUAGAAAUCUUCUGUGUUGUUUGCAAAACGAUGUGACAUAACAUGGUAUUAAAUUAAGGUCUGUGUGAAGUUGUAAUACUUGUUUAAAGCUGGUUUUCAUAGAUUGGCACUAAUUUCAUGUUGUCCCCUGUGGUUUUUACCUGAAAUUUAGAAGAGUUGAGAAUAUUACAGCAUCUGGGGUUGAGAUUGUGUAAUACAAUCAUUAUGGUACAGUGUAAUUCGUCUUUGCAGACCCUAUGCAAAGUUAGGAGAUUUGGAAGAUGGAGCAUAGUGAAUGAAAAAUGGUUCCUCAUCACAAAAAACACAAUGUACAUGCACAUGUAUUUUUUUCAAGAUAUAUCUGGACCUGUGAUUAUAUUCCCCUCUAAAAGUUAUCUUCUUGAUGAGUGUUUAUUAUUUUCUUCGGGAUGCCAAAGUUUCAACUUGGCACUCUUUCUAUGUUGAACCUUUUCGUGAAUGUUUGAGCAAAUUAUAGAGUACCGAAGUGUGAUGCCAUUUUGAAUGAGAAAGUGUAAUGCAACCAAAUGGAGUACACCCACUGUGCGUUGUACAAUGGAGGUAGUUAUUGCGCAUGACGUACUGUAGAACGUUAGACUUUCGGUGUCUGGUAAAUGGGCAAGCCUUUUGCGUAAGAUUUCAGUUGUCAGAGUUGUCGUUAUAAGGAGAACUUAUUUAGCAGUUUUCUGUGUUUAUCCUCAUACUUACAAAAUGCCACAGAAAGUCUACAGUUUAGUUUGCAGCUCAUCCUUGGUUGUGCGGAGACGCGAAAUUUACUUGCAAUAUAACUAUAGACAAUAUUGUAUACAUUAUCUACAAUUACUUUCAGUACAUCCUGAAUUAAACCAUUACUGUGACUCGAA